Molecule: messenger RNA, 333 nt
Organism: Aspergillus fischeri NRRL 181
Lineage: Eukaryota; Fungi; Ascomycota; Eurotiomycetes; Eurotiales; Aspergillaceae
Exons: 2
Coding region: 1-333 (110 amino acids)
Biological process (GO): polyprenol biosynthetic process
Source: RefSeq, a predicted model, not a curated record
AUGAAGAAGGCGUUGAAAUCGAACUGGGCUCGAGACCUUCUGAUCGACAUCGCCCGACAAGGUCCGAUCCCUCAACACGUCGCAUUCAUCAAGGACGGGAAUCGACGAUUCGCGCGAUCACGCGAAACCGGCUUUAUCAUCGGGAUCAAGGUGAUCACACUAUAUGCGUUCAGCAUCGCAAACUUCAAGCGGCCGAGAGACCAAAUCGAGGCCAUCAUGGCUCUAUUCCGAGAGCAGAUCGCCAUGUACUCUGCUCCCGGCGGAUUUGCGGAGACAGUGGGAUUUUUCGAUUCGGGUGUUGGGCCGCUUAGAGAUGUUGGACGAAAAGACUAG